Molecule: messenger RNA, 5693 nt
Organism: Dreissena polymorpha
Lineage: Eukaryota; Metazoa; Mollusca; Bivalvia; Myida; Dreissenidae
Exons: 27
Coding region: 21-4751 (1576 amino acids)
Biological process (GO): Notch signaling pathway
Molecular function (GO): calcium ion binding; Notch binding
Source: RefSeq, a predicted model, not a curated record
GGGUUUAAUACUCCGAAAAUAUGUUGAAAAUGUUGAGUACUUUAUUGUAUUGUAGCUUUAUGUCUUGGGUCUGCUCGCAAAAUGUGAUAACCCGCAUUCAUUCUGAUGAACUAGCGAACGAUUGCAAAAUUGGUAAGAGCGUAUCGUUGCUUAACUGCGACGGAGAUAAACAGAUCGGAGACACAAUACCGGUCGGAGUGACGUGUGUGCUACAACAUGGAUAUAAAAUAUACAGGGUAACUUGUAGUCCAGAAUUAGAUCGUCACAGACGUUUUCUUGGAGCUCUUGGAAACGUUGUUGAGGACGUUAUUGGAGACGUUGGGAACGUUAUUGGAGACGCUGUGGACGAUAUCGGCCGUGGCUUAUUUGGAGCUGUUGGAAACUUCAUUGGAGGUGGUGUUGGAAACGUUAUUGGAGAUGUUGAGAACGUUGUUGGAGGUGUCGGAAACGUUAUUGGAGGUGUUGGAAAAGUUAUUGGAGAUGUUGAUGAAUUCCUCGGCGAUACGGUUACUAGUAUCUUCUGCUUGUUUUUCUGUCCAGAGCCAGAUCCGCCAAACACACCGCCAAGACUUGUACAGCCUGGAAUAGUUGAUCCCGUGAUUUACAUCCCUAAAGGCGACACAAACGCAUCUGUAAGCUGGAAGCAGCCCACUUUCCAAGACAAAGAAGACGGCGGAAGUAUUCGAAUGGAGGUGAUUCCACCGACUUAUACUAACGGUGGGAAAUACAAAGAAGGGACUCACAUUGUGUAUUUCGUAGGUUAUGAUACACAUGGGUACAGUGCUUAUACGAGCAUAACGUUCAAAGUCCAAGCUAUACGAUGUGCACCGUUUUCACAACCUAAGAACGGCAUGUUAAAAUGCAGCAACGUAGAUAUCGUAGAAGGAACAAUUUGUGAAGUAAACUGUUAUGACGGUUACGAGAUUCCUCCCCAACAACGUAAGAUUGAGUGCUUACGCAAGGGUGACAACGGGCAACCGUCAAAUACUACAACGGAUUGUAAACCCAUUAAAUGCACUAAGGGACCAACAAUAGUGCACGGAACACUGAGUAGCGCUGACGGCCAACGGAUUUUCACAGGAGUGUACGACGCCGUGUGUGACCCGGGUUAUUAUCCCAAAUCAUCAGGCAGCACGACUUGCAACGAAAAUGGAGAGUGGACAAAGGUUCCAGAAUGUUACGAUGUUGAAGGACCAUCAUUUCCCGACUCUGAAUGCCCUAACGAUAUCAUAGUACUGAUUGAUGCCGCGAACAACACAGCCAUGGUUAACUGGGCCUUGCCGAAGGGGAAUGAUAAUUCGGGAGAGCCUCCAAUUAUAAUAGAGGAGAAUGGAUUUGUCCCGCCUAUGCGUUUUGAUGCAGGAAACCACUACGUGAAAUAUUCUAUAAACGAUAAUGCAGGAAACGUUGGUUCAAGCUGUAUUUUUCAUGUAACCGUUGAAUCAAUCAGUUGUAAGCCACCACUUCUGAAUCCAAAUACUACCCGUGAAGACCGUAUGGUGUACACCUGCCCCUCUCUCUACACUGUCGGGUCAACAUGUGCACUUUCAUGCAAGAACGGAUAUCCAAGAGCAGGUACCGACACAAUUCAGUGCGACUUUGACUUAAACGGCGAUCCAAACUGGAAGUGGGCAGGUUUCAAACCAUUUUGCCAAGAAACGAAUUGCACGAAACCUUCUCCGCCAGGGAAUGGCGCCAUUGCUUGUGCUCAAUGGACGCUCGGUCAGACGUGUCAGAUGCAGUGUCAUAAAGGGUGGGACAUUCCGUACCAUUCGAACGGGGUUUUUACUUGUAGUACUUCGAACGGAAUAUGGCUCCCACAGCCCAGUGGUGGGCAGGAAUUAGUGCCCGACUGUUCAAGGCAAAUCAGAAAUGACAGGAUGCUUCUUAAUCUUCCGUCGCAGUUGUUUUAUUACACAUACGCGUGUAAUAGUUCAGAAGAGAAUCUGCUUCAAAUCCAAAACAACUUCAUCAAGGCACUGAACGCAUCUGCAUACCGGGAUCUUUGUUUAAAUGAUACAAGCUGCGAUGCCAGAUUUGUUCACGUCACGUGCGGGUCCGUCUCAACACAUCGGAGAAAACGUUCUGCUUCGGACCAAGCAUAUAAAGUUGAAUUUGUACUAGUUACACUGUUUGAAUUGAAAGUAGGCCAGACCGAAGUUUCUCGUCAUCAGAAAUUAGAGGCCAUGCUGUAUGACAUGAUCGAUAAGCUGACCUUGGAAGUUGACAGUGGUCUUUUUAAUAUACAUGCACUUACAGUUAAUUCAAGUUCUCUAUAUGUGGGAGAUGUUGAAUUUGAUUGUCCAAAUGGCACACGUUCUAAAUCAACCACUCCACUUUGUGUUGGAUGCUCAUCGGGUUACUUUAUGGAUGAAACCAGGACUUGUCAAUUGUGUCCUUAUGGUUCUUACCAGAAUGAAUCAAACUCGUUUCAGUGCGUCGCAUGCCCACAAAAUACGAACACUACAUCUCAGGGAUCGAAAUCAUUAAACGACUGUAGAGAAAGGUGUGAGCCAGGCACGUAUUCAUCAACGGGUCUUGAGCCAUGUGCGAAGUGCCCGAUAUCCCGUUACCAGUCCGAUUAUUACAGCACAAACUGCGCAAGAUGUCCGCCCGGAUUAAGGACAUUUAAAGAAGGAGCUACACGCAGUUCCGAUUGUGGUGCAUACGACAUCAAAAUAAUAGAAGACAACCUACUGAAGUUCACAUUUAACAGUGAUUUCCCCGAAGUGACACUCGUGUAUUGGGUAUAUACAACGUCUGCACUGACCCUUACCUUCACUAGCGCCGACAAAUCGCUCAAUAUUUUGGUGAAUACGUCAACAUCCAUUGACGUGUUGCUUUCAGGACAGAGAAUUGUAACCUCAUCAAAAAGUAUGACAAGUCAUGCGUGGAGUUUCGUUGCAAUGGUACUCAGCGGCUCGCAACUGACCAUGUAUAAUAACGGCGACCGUCUGUUUACUAAAGCAAUCCAGAGUGCUAGAGAAAGCGCGAUCAAAUUCAACGAUCAUCUGAUAAUUACCGGAGACGGGUUGAUUUCCUCACCAUACAUACUAUCGGGCAAAAAGACUGCAGACGAGAUAUCCAAACUGAAAGAGUCCAACACAUGUUUAUUGAAAUUCACGUCCUUUCUGUACGACCCAGAUUUCUUCUCCAAAGGCACACACCACACGAUGCUGAUUUCGUCCAAAUGCGACUCACAGGACGAAUGUUCUAACAAUCCAUGUGGCAACAACACGUGUGUAAAUAAGCUCGAAGACUUUGAAUGCAUAUGCAGCAAUGGAUACAGUGGAAAGCAAUGUGAGGUUGCUCCAGAUUACUGUGCCUCAAAUCAAUGUCAGAAUGGAGCCACGUGUAUCAACGGUCAACACAACUACACGUGCCAAUGUUCUUAUGGAUUAUAUGGCCCAUUUUGUAACAUGAAAGCAGUUGAUGGCAAAUGGUCGGAAUGGGGCGUUUGGAGCGAAUGUUCAAAGACAUGCGGCGGUGGAAUCAAAACACGCAUUCGAUAUUGCACAAAUCCGCCGCCUGAUCCUGAGGGGAAUAUGUGCCCUGGAAUAGACACAGAGUCCCCGACAUGCGCCCUGGAUGUUUGUCCAAAAUGCAGAUCAAUAUACCAAACGAUUGGAUCAUCUCUAAACUGCAAUAAAACCCAAGACGGUCUUCAAACUUGUUUUGUCAAAUGCCAGCCAGGAUAUUUUUUUGCCACACCUCCGCUCGAAUCGUAUCAAUGCGGACCUGGUACGAAUUAUAUAUGGACCCAUGAGACGGACGAAAAUCCGCUCGCAAAACUCCCGAAAUGCGAGAGGGCUAAUCCACCGGAAAGUAUGACAGGGCGAUUUUCGAUUCCAACGGAUGUUCCGUGUUCCGUCGAAAACUUGGCGAUAGUUAAGGAGGCAAUUGAUGAACGGUUAAAGUCCGCACAAUGUGUGAUGAACGGUAAUUGUACGCAGUUAGUUAAGACCAACUGCGAACAGUCUUCAAGGAAGCGCCGUGCGACAGAGACACUUGGAAUAAUAAUUGAACUUCAGGCGCAGUUGCCGUUUGAUGGAUCAGGUCUCAAUGUUGAUGCCAUGGUCAAAGGGAAAGGGCCUUCUGCUGAUUUAAUACGGCUCUUGUUGGCUGUGGCCUAUUUAGAAAACACGACGCAAACUCUUUUCAACAAGUCAGAGUCUAUGUUCGAAUUAACAAUCGGCGGUAUAACGUACAUCACAGACAAAACAAGCGUCAUCGUUACUCCGUCUGUCAGAUGUCCGAGUGGAAAAGUGCGAAUGCAAUAUUUGUGUGUGACAGUCCCUGCCGGUUCAUUCGCCAACGGCGUGAAUGCGGUGGCGUGCCCUAAAGGUACCUACCAGGAAUUACCAGGACAAGUUAAAUGCACAGCGUGUCCUGCUGGUACCACGACUGAAGGCAUUGGCUCAGAAAGUCCGACGGAGUGCUCCAUUAUGGAUUCUGAGUCUGCAAUGCCUGGUAGAACGCCUUCUAACAUGGUACCGAAGCAACAAAUCACUGAGGGAAAAGACACAGACAACGCUGCUGUUAUUGCGGGAUCUGUUACCGCGGCAAUUGUUGUGUCCGCAGCUUUGGUGAUCACCGGAUUGUUGGUGUAUAAAUACAAGACCAAUAAACGCUUACGUAAGGUACGACAAAGUGAUGCCAAUUUGCAUACAUUUGAUCUGUACAACCUGCCUGUCAAAAAUGAGACGAUGAUGCCUGGCAAAGACACGUUCAUGAGCAGAUACAAUUUUUAAGCCCUACAACUGUUGAAUGACUAAGGAGGCGAUACACCGAUUCAAAUGUCCAGCAUAUAUACUACUCUACAUUACUCCUAAACAGCCUGUACACCUGACCAGUUUUUAAAAAUGUAAACCGUUUUUGUAUUAACCAUGAUUGGUUUUGAGUCAACUUCCCCUUUAUUAACUGUGAUAAAUUCUCUAUGAAGCCUUAAUAUUUGGACAGUUUAAUCCACCGAUUAUAACAAAAUCGAUAUUCCUUGAAAAAAAUACCAGUUAUAUAAGUUAUGUACGUUAAAAAAAAGGCCAUGCUAUGGUUAUCUUUUAUUACCCAGUAUCUUUUUGAACAUCUGAACCUUGCUGAAUUAAAAUUGCUAUUGAUCGAAUAACAUUAUGCGAUGUAUGAAUCGACCAUAUGUUUAGGUAAUCUUACAUUUGUGUUAAUCGACUGAACGAUUUAGGUACCGAAACAUUCAAAAAGCUUGCAAAUAUUUUAGUAAACAUAAAUCAUUUCCCUUUUCAAAGCAUGUUUUAGUUCUUAUAAAUACAUGACUUAAUUUAAAAAAAAAACAGCUUGGGAAAAGAUCAAUCUUAAAAUGACAUAUCUUCAAGGUUCAGUAUAUGUCGACAUAGUUAGGUUUUUAAGUGUGUUUUAUAAUUUUUUUGUGUAACCAAUCAAUAGAAAUGUUUUUGUAGCCUAUUAUAUAGAAGUAACAUCAAACAAUGAAAAGUGUUUAAUGAAUUUGUGUGUGUAUUUUUUGCAUUUUGUUAUGUAGACAUUUUAUUAAUGAAAACAAAAUUCGCAAGUGUGGUUUAAAAUUGACAUGAGCAUGUUUACACACAUUCGUAUUAUUUAAAAUUACUUUAAAACAUAUUGAUCUGAAAUAAAAUUGAACACAUUAUGCAUUAUACAUUUUAAAUAAAAAUUUAAAUAAAACAGCAAUAAACGUAAAUGUAUGA